GAGGACAAGCAGCAGCAACCAAUAGGAUAUACAAGGCUCCCAUCGAGAGCAUAGGGGAGAGCACAAUGGCCAUCAACUUUUCGGCCUCGUUUGCGGCCUGCAUAGCGGCAGGCCUGAAGGUGCCCCGCCAGAUCAUGUACUGCAUUACCCAGGACUCGGGACAGCCUUACGUCCUCUACAAGGACUCGCAGGACGCGGAGCGCAACCCGGGCGCCCUCGGGGCGAGCGCCGCCCAGUGGGGCAGCGACAUGUACCCCAACAUCCAGCAGCAGGCCCAGCAGCACCUCAACGCCCAGCAGCAGCAACAGCAGCAGCAGGCGCAACAGCAACAGAAUGCGGCACAGGCUGCCGCCCAGGCCGCCGCAGCGGCUGCAGCAGCGGGCCAGCCACAGAGCCCUCCGGGCGGGGGCCAGGAGCCCCGCGAUAACGGCAGCGGCGACGGCCGCCAGCAGCAGGUGUCGCCCUCGUCCAGUCCGUAUCCCUCGGUCCAGCAGCAGCAGCAGCAGCAGCAGCGGGCGAAUGCCGGCGGCGAGGAGGAUGCCAUGAACCACUCGUUGCAGCUUCAGCAGAACUCCGCGCCAAACCAAAACCAAAGCAGCAACGACCCCCAACACUCCGGCUCGAAUCCAGGGGAGGCGGGCAACCCGCACGUGCAGCAGAACGGGGGUGGCGGCGGCGGACCACAGGGCGAUCCCAGCAAUGGCUUCCAGACGCCCGACUACUAUGCACCACGACACGCGGCGCCGCAGGGCGGGAUGCUGGCUCCACCCGGCUUCCCGCCGCUCCACUAUCUGAACAAGAGCGUCCUGCCGAUGGAGCAGAGCGGGGCAGGGGGCGGAGGAGGCGGUGGCGGCGAGGCCUAUUCGCUGCCGGAGCUGCUGCCGGGCCAGCAGAAUGGCCAGCAGAACGGUAACGGCGGACCGUCGAACGCGAAUGCCAAUGAAGGCGCCGCGGCGGCCAACGGAGGGGCGACGGGUGCCGGUGUGGGGGCGGUUAGCGGAGUGACAACGGGCGGGCGGACGGGCAACGGUCCGGGGCGUCCGCACAAGAACAAGCCACACAGCGACCUGCGGCUGUUCAAGUGCCUCACCUGCGGCAAGGACUUCAAGCAGAAGAGCACACUGCUGCAGCACGACCGGAUCCACACGGACGCGCGCCCCUUCCCGUGCUCGGAGUGCGGCAAGCGCUUCCGCCAGCAGUCGCACCUCACACAGCACCUGCGCAUCCACGCCAACGAAAAGCCCUUCACCUGCCCGUACUGCUCGCGCAGCUUCCGCCAGCGCGCCAUUCUCAACCAGCACAUACGCAUCCAUUCGGAUGUCUCGCCACACCUCAUCUUCAAGAACGGGCCGCACCCGACGCUGUGGCCCUCGGACGUGCCCUUUCCGGGAGAGGAGAACGACACGAAGGGAGACAUUGCCGGUGCCGGCGGCGGAUACCAUGACGACGACUCCCAGGGCACGCCAGACGGCAGCGGGGGCAUGCAUUAUCCCUCGUACUUCAAGGACGGCAAGGGUCAAAAGAUACUGCCCGAGGUGCUGCAGCACAUCGGUGUCCGUCCGGCGAACAUGCCGCUCUACGUCCGGUGCCCCAUCUGCGACAAGGAGUUCAAGCAGAAGACCACCCUGCUGCAGCACGGCUGCAUCCACAUCGAGUCGCGGCCGUAUCCCUGCCCGGAGUGCGGCAAGCGCUUCCGCCAGCAGUCGCACCUCACGCAGCAUCUGAGGAUCCACACCAACGAGAAGCCCUUCGGCUGCAUGUACUGUCCGCGCUUCUUCCGCCAGAGGACCAUCCUCAACCAGCACUUGCGCAUCCACACCGGCGAGAAGCCCUACAAGUGCACCCAGUGCGGCAAAGACUUCCGACAGAAGGCCAUUCUGGACCAGCACACGCGCACCCACCAGGGGGAUCGACCCUUCUGCUGCCCGAUGCCCAACUGCCGGCGACGCUUCGCCACCGAGAACGAGGUGACCAAGCACAUCGACAACCACAUGAAUCCCAACACCACCAAGGUGCGACGCCAGCAGCAGCAGCACCAGCAGCAACAGCAGCAGCAACAGCAGCAGCAGCAACAGGUGCAGCAGCAACAGCAGCAGCAGCAGCAGGGCAACAGCAACGCGGUGGCACAGGUUGCCUCCGUGGCCAAUCACCUGAUGAACGACGCCAAGAGCCUGGCGGCCCAGCAGUUCCUCAACAACAACAACCCGACGGCGGUGGACAACAAGGCCAACAUCCUGCCGGUGCGGAGCAUAGCGGCCAAUGCCGCGGCCGCAGCCGUCGUCCAGCAGUCGGUGGUGAAGAACGAGCUGUACUUCCCCCAGUGCUAUGGGCCGCCCUUCCAGCACCCCUUCCAGACGCAGCAGCCACAGCAGCCCAGCGUGGCACACGCGAACGGGGGGCCCACGACGCCGGUGACCGUCACGGUGGCCAAUUCGGUGGCGCCCGGCGUGGUGGUGCAGCAGAACCCGUCCGCCUCCGUUGUGGCCCAGUGACAUCCCACCACUGGAGCACCUGGAGCCCAGCAGCAGCAGCAACAACAACAGCAGCAGCAGCAACAGCAACCAACGGCGCCCCAACAGCAACACCAUCCGCCACCCCCACCGCCGCCCACAUCGUCCGCACAUCAUAUCACAGCAGCAGCUGCGGCGGCGGCAGCAGCAGCAGCGGCCUCGCCCACCUCCACGCACGCCUCAUCGGUGGCGGCACCGCAGACGGUGACGCUUUCGAUCACAUUGCCGCCACCGCCGACGUCCCACCCGCCCCAUCCGGGGCAUCCGGGACACCCGGGAGUGCCCAACGGGGUUGCGCCCCCACCGCCGCCCACUCUAACACAUGCGAUACCCAUCCAUCCCCACAUACACUCGAUAUUCGGAUCUCUAUGAUGUCAUCAGUAGGAAGCGCGAGAGAGAGAGAGAAAAGAGGAGCAGGAGCAGAAGCAGUAGAAGUAGCAGGAGAGAGGAGAGGAAAUCAAAAUUGAGGAACACACUAUUCACAAUAUUCGAUAGGUUCGAUAGGUUCGAUAAGUUCUCUAGUUAUAGACGCAUACAAAUUCUCUUAGUUUUUAAAACUAAUCUUUAAUCUUAAAACCACAAAACACAGUUUUGGUAACAGAAAAUCGGGAACGGGACAGAGCAGAGCCGAGUAGAGCGGACGAAGAGUAAGAAAAGAUGAUCGGGAGAAGAGGAGCUGAACCAGGAAAAACAGGAAAACAGGACGAGUACUAGUCUUUUCGAAAAGGACUCUAAACUCCUUUGAUUACGACCAUUAACAUCAAAUGCAAAUGGUUAACGAUUGAGAGCUACAGCGCUACAAAGAGAAGAGCGAGAAUGAGAACCAAAACACAACGUUAUACGAUUCCUUUUUGAUAAUUUCGUUUAAGGACCCUAACACCUCUUAAGACUACCAAUACAUCAAAUAUUUAUACACACAGACACACACACAAACACAAGUUCGUCAGACAUGAAGCUGAGGAUGAUGAUAGGGACGAUGAUUACUGAAACAAUCGACAAGAGUUAUACGAUUUUAGGCGUACACUUAGGAUAACUCAGAUAUAGAGAGAGCGAGAGCAAGAGAGAGAUGGGGGAAUGAACGGAUAGACAGAUAUGGAGUAUGGAGUAUGGAGUGAUACGAGCGAUAGGAGCGAUAGAUAGGGCAGCUAUAGGGGAGAGAAAGAGAGGCGCCACAGACGCUGGCUGGCGCUGAGCAAUUUGUUUUUCGAUGACACAGCAGCUAAGUUUUGAUUUCGUUCUCCAGAUAUGUUGAAGUAUUCGAAUUUUUGUUGAAUGAAUAUGGAUAACCCUUAUUAGAGCCUUCUAAUUUUUUUUUUUUUUUUUUUCAAUUGAUAUGUGAUUUUUGUAUAUGUAUAAAAUAACACUAAAACGCAAUCUAUAAUUAUACAACGAGCAGAAUAAGUUGUAGAAACCUUAGUACAUUGAACUAGGCUUCAUUUGUUGUCUUCCCCAACUAAUUGUGUGUAAUUUAUGUUGAGUUUUUAUUUAGUACGAGUAAUUAGGCAUACGUUUAACCCAAAUAUGUCCACACAAGUGCACGCACAACCAACCCAUAGGCAGACACAAGAUAGAGAGAGAGAGAGGAAGAGAGAGAGAGAGUGAGAAGGCGAACGGGCGGGAAUAGAAUCGAUCUACUAUAUAGCGAACGCAAUUCAAAUGUGACUCUUCAGGUGCCAUACAAUCGAACAAUAGUCAAAAAGUUAUCUGAAUCACCCCACCACCCAAUACUUUUCCCUUUCCCCUUGCCUCGAAUCCGAAUCCGAAUCGGAAUCCAAAUCCAAGUCCAAAACCCAAACCACUGUGUGGAUAUAGAUGACAAAUUUAGUUUCAUAUCAAAUUUUCCAAUGUACCGUCAAAGCAUUUAUGAUUGUUAUUAAUCUUAUAGCGUAUGCUUCCUACGUAAUACGUAUUGAUGGGAUCGCAGAUGGGAUCGCAGAUGGAAGAGCGAGAGUAAGAGCGGGAGAGAGACAGAGAGAGAGAGAGAGAGAGAGAGAGCAGAAAUUAACUCUAGUUUAGUCGUUUCACCUUUGCAAGUACUAUCUACUCAUUAUUUAAUACAUUUAGUGUCUAGCCAAUUAAGUUUCGAUGGAAGUAAAUCGGAGAAAGUGCUCGGAAUACGAUUUGUUUUCGCUGUUUUUUAGGCAUUCAGAUUAUCAAUUAUGUUUGCAUAUAUUAUUUAAUGAUUUCAAAUAAAACAAAAACACAAUUAUUUUAUUUCCGA
Molecule: messenger RNA, 4731 nt
Organism: Drosophila persimilis
Lineage: Eukaryota; Metazoa; Arthropoda; Insecta; Diptera; Drosophilidae
Gene: jim
Product: myeloid zinc finger 1
Exons: 5
Coding region: 66-2492 (808 amino acids)
Source: RefSeq, a predicted model, not a curated record